Molecule: messenger RNA, 2196 nt
Organism: Pogona vitticeps (central bearded dragon)
Lineage: Eukaryota; Metazoa; Chordata; Lepidosauria; Squamata; Agamidae
Gene: RAB27B
Product: RAB27B, member RAS oncogene family
Molecular function (GO): GTPase activity; GTP binding
Source: RefSeq, a predicted model, not a curated record
UCUGCAUUAGCCAAACAGGGGAGAGUGUGCCAAGUUUUAACAAUGGGCAGAGUGUGUAUUUAGCAGUAAGCAAACUGUGCAGUUGAGUCACAAGUAUGCUCAGACCGGGGCACAUCCCUCACAUCCGUGUGUGGACGCUCACAGGGAACGCCUUUUUCCUCCAACCAGCCUUUUCUGACAGAAGCCACUGCGAGGAGCUCAGAGCCGAGGAGGGUGGUGCCAAGUUACAAGCAGGCUGACUUUAGUGCUGCGUGGCUGUUCUCUGAAAGCAAGAGCUAAAUCUAAUCUUCCUGGACCGCCGUGCACAGCCGUAGAUUCGUUUUUGCACACUUCAGUGUUUUCAAGGAUUGCUGGGUUGCUCUGGGGCAUUGUUUGGCCCAUGCGGAGUUGACUGUGGGGAGACUUUUGGGAAGGCGGAACAAGGACUCUGUAACUGAACACCAAAUCCACAGCCUAGAAAAAGUUCACGGCACCGGUUCAUCAAGGUCACCACUAUGACUGAUGGGGACUACGACUAUCUGAUCAAACUCCUGGCCCUCGGAGAUUCUGGGGUGGGGAAAACAACAUUCUUGUACCGAUACACGGAUAACAAAUUCAACCCAAAGUUCAUCACAACAGUAGGAAUUGACUUCCGGGAAAAACGUGUGGUAUACAACAGCCGGGGGUCAAAUGGAUCUCCUGGGAAAGCCUUCAAGGUUCAUCUGCAGCUGUGGGACACAGCUGGGCAGGAAAGAUUCAGAAGUCUAACAACAGCUUUCUUCAGAGAUGCCAUGGGUUUCUUGUUAAUGUUUGAUCUCACCAGUCAACAGAGUUUCCUAAAUGUCAGAAACUGGAUGAGUCAACUACAAGCAAAUGCUUAUUGUGAGAACCCAGAUAUAGUAUUAAUUGGAAACAAAGCUGACCUUUCAGAUCAGAGAGAGGUCAAUGACAGACAAGCAAAAGAUCUUGCAGACAAAUAUGGCAUCCCAUACUUUGAAACAAGUGCAGCUACUGGUCAGAAUGUGGACCAGGCGGUGGAGAUGCUGUUGGACUUGAUAAUGAAGCGUAUGGAGCAGUGCGUUGAGAAGACUCAAGUCUCUGAUACGAUGAAUGGAGGAAAUUCAGGAAAACUGGCAUCAGAAAAAUCAGAGGAGAAGAAGUGUGCAUGUUGACUUGCUACCCUUGAACUGAGGAGAACAAACAAGAAAUUGUCAAAUCAAAAAAUAGCAGACCGACACAACACUUAAAUCCAACUCUGGAAGCUCCCUUGGGCCACGUGGAGAGCUGUUGUUUUUCUUAAGCAAGCCUGAUUUGUUUCAAUGCUGAGGAAGUCAUGCUUCUGUGUUUGAACAGGUGCUCCUUUUACAGUGCCAUCUUCAGAGAGAACCCAAAGGACCCCGUCUUCUCGAUACAGUUAGUCUAGUAAAUUGAGGAAAUAAUUGUUUGCAGGAGUGGAUUGUCGAAAAUGACAGGAGAUAGAUUUGUGACCUGAAAGGAGAGGGGGGUCAUCCUUAUACACCUGCACCAUCGUCCCUACUCUUGUUGCCUUCACUUACAGUGUGCUUUAUCCAUCUGCUAAAAACAACUGAGAAAAAUUAGAAGGGUAUGUAUUGUGGCUUUUCAUCGGUGUCUUCAUGUUUUUUUUAAUACUGAGUAGUACCGAUGUAGUGACGUUCAGCUGCCUGAGCUCCUGAUGAACUCAGGCAGUAGCAUUCUGAUUUAGAAUCAUCAAGGACCUGCGAAGCAACACAGCUCAGUCACUGAGGGGAGUAGAGGGAUGUGGGCUAGGGGAGAGAGAGGUCCAAAAAUUGUGAUACAGUGUUGGAAAGGAACCAGCGCCCACUGUAAUGAAGGUUUCACUCUAAAGUUUAGAAAGAAAUGAAAAAGCCCUGCCCUCCCUUUGAACACCCAGGUCCAGCUCAUAGGCUUCCCAACAAUAUGUGUCAAGGGAUCCAUACGUUUUGCUCUGUGACUUUAGCCUUGUGAUGUUUUAUUGCAGCGCCCUUUCUGUACCGGAGAAAACGAGCUAACAGAAAUACCAUUCCAUGUGAAUACGUUAGCUUUUCUAAUUAGUGUUUUUUCCUCACAGUCAUGAUUUUAUUUCCAUAUUUAUUUUACAAGUGGGUCACAUCAUAGAUGUGGAACCGCAGGGUGUUGGCAAAGCCAAACCAAAAGCAAAACCUUGAUUGAAUAAAUAAUGGAUGGAUGGCAUCAAAA